ACUAGGCCGUUUGUGUUCACUUUACAGUCUCGUUAGUCAGUUCUCAAUCCUGGUUUGACUCCUGAAUGCUGAAACGUAGCUUUGGAACGCUUGGCAAUCGUCUUAUUUACUGCUGUCGUACAUGUUUUUCUCAUAGAAGCACCGAUCAUCAGACGGUUCCCGUUCGACAUCAUCGUCGACAUGUUUUGAUAUUGUUGACGUUUAUAACGUGUAUGACAAAUGCCUCGUUUUGCAUUCUUUUUCCUUUCUAUCCCCAAGAAGCAGCCGAGAGGCAGGGGGUUGACAAUCAAGAGAAAACACCAAGCGCUGACGUCGGCUUUGUGUUGAGCGCAAGCUCCCUUGCGUACUUUGUCUUCGCUCUCUUCAGUGGACAAUGGAUUGAUUCUGUGGGAGCAAAACCUAUUAUAGUGUGGGGAACUAUUGCUUUAGGUGCUUCUACUGUUGUGUUCGGAUUUCUAGCGCUUACUUCAGACUACCUUUUAUUCAUAUGGCUGUCUUUUAUUGUUUCUGUUUUACAAGGUUUGGCUGGAGCUGUUGCAGAGACGGCCUGCUUCGCUCUCGCUUGUCGGGAGUUUCCUGACAGCGUUGGAAUGGCUGUUGGAGUGCUGGAACAAGGUAUAGGAGUUGGAAUGAUGCUUGCAUCUCCUCUAGGUGGUGCUCUCUACAGCUUGGACGGCUUUUAUUUACCAUUCUGUUGUUUGGGGUUGAUUCUAUUAGCUUGUGCAGCUUUAACGGUUAUUGUCAUUGACAGUGAGCCUGAAGAAACUCGGACAAUGAGGUCACAACCUCCAGUGAAUAUUUUGUUGUUAGCAAAGGAUUUUCAAAUUUCAUUGUCUGCAAGUUGUGGAGUCAGCUCAGCAGCUUUAUUAGGAUUUCUUGAUGCAGGGUUGGCAGCCUACUUGGAUAACAGAUUUGAAUUGACACCUGCCAAGAUAGGGAUGGUAUUUGUAUUGAGUAGAGGCUUAUAUGCCUUUUUGGCUCCCUUUGUUGGGAAAGCAUCAGACAGCUGUGGUGCAAGGCAUAUUCUAGGUUCUGGAUUAUUAGUCUGUUGGAUUGGUUUCUUUCUUAUGGUCAGCACUAAUGACUUUUGGGUAUUUGUAACAUCCCAGGCUGUGAUUGGUUUGGGAAUUGCAAUGGCGUCCAUACCUUGUUUUGCUGACAUCAUAGCUAUUCUAUCAUCGGCAGGUCACAAGGAUUCGGUUGCAGUUAGUGGAGUCAUUUCGGGAGUGUUAUCUGCAUCAUUUGCAAUGGGAGAAGGGAUUGGUUCUCUCAUUGGUGGAAAACUGGGGGAAUCACUAGGAUUUAUUGGUACUGGUAUGGUGUUUGGUUUGGUGAUGUUCUUCCACUGGAUAACAUAUCUCACAUUUGCAAUCUGUUUCCGGCCAUCUGAAGUGAAGAUAGGUGAUGCGGAAUCAAAAUGGGAAGUUGUUAAUCACAUUGAUGUUUAAUCUGUGACUUUUGGUUUGUAAUAAUUCAAGAUAGUUUCUAUAGGGAUUUUGUGUAGAUGGAACUGAAUUACGAACUCAAAAUAACAUGUAACAUUGACAGAAUUAUAUAUGCAUCUUUGUUGCACAUAUGGUACUGCACUGAUGCUAGUGCCUCUA
This is a messenger RNA of Corticium candelabrum, 1604 nucleotides long. Its product is annotated as MFS-type transporter SLC18B1-like. Lineage: Eukaryota; Metazoa; Porifera; Homoscleromorpha; Homosclerophorida; Plakinidae. The coding region runs from base 66 to 1448 and encodes 460 amino acids. Gene Ontology annotation, molecular function: voltage-gated chloride channel activity. The record is from RefSeq and is a predicted model, not a curated record. Gene Ontology annotation, biological process: transmembrane transport; chloride transport. The transcript has a single exon. Gene Ontology annotation, cellular component: membrane.